AUGCCAGCUCUCUGCCAACUCUCUUCACAGCAACAACUCUCUGCCAACACUCCCCCACAACGCCAGCUCUCUGCCAACUCUCUUCCACAGCAACAACUCUCUGCCAACACUCCUCUUCAACGCCAACUCUCUGCCAACACUCAUCUUCAACGCCAGCUCUCUGCCAACACCUCGGCACAGCAACAACUGUCUGCCAACACCCAGACACAACGCCAGCUCUCUGCCACCACCUUGGCACAGCAACAACUCUCUGCCAACACUCCCCCACAACGCCAGCUCUCUGCCAACACCUCGGCACAGCAACAACUCUCUGCCAACACCCAGACACAACUCCAGCUCUCUGCCAACUCUCUUCCACAUCAACAAUUCUCUGCCAACACCCAGACACAACUCCAGCUCUCUGCCAACACCCAGACACAACGCCAGCUCUCUGCCAACUCUCUUCCACAUCAACAAUUCUCUGCCAACACCCAGACACAACGCCAGCUCUCUGCCAACACCCAGACACAACUCCAGCUCUCUGCCAACACUCAUCUUCAACGCCAGCUCUCUGCCAACACCUUGGCACAGCAAGAACUCUCUGCCAACACUCAGACACAACUCCAGCUCUCUGCCAACACCCAGACACAACGCCAGCUCUCUGCCAACUCUCUUCCACAUCAACAAUUCUCUGCCAACACCCAGACACAACUCCAGCUCUCUGCCAACACCCAGACACAAUGCCAGCUCUCUGCCAACUCUCUUCCACAGCAACAACUCUCUGCCAACACUCCCCCACAACGCCAGCUCUCUGCCAACUCUCUUCCACAGCAACAACUCUCUGCCAACACUCCUCUUCAACGCCAACUCUCUGCCAACACUCAUCUUCAACGCCAGCUCUCUGCCAACACCUCGGCACAGCAACAACUGUCUGCAACACCCAGACACAACGCCAGCUCUCUGCCACCACCUUGGCACAGCAACAACUCUCUGCCAACACUCCCCCACAACGCCAGCUCUCUGCCAACACCUCGGCACAGCAACAACUCUCUGCCAACACCCAGACACAACGCCAGCUCUCUGCCAACUCUCUUCCACAUCAACAAUUCUCUGCCAACACCCAGACACAACGCCAGCUCUCUGCCAACACCCAGACACAACGCCAGCUCUCUGCCAACUCUCUUCCACAUCAACAAUUCUCUGCCAACACCCAGACACAACGCCAGCUCUCUGCCAACACUCAGACACAACUCCAGCUCUCUGCCAACACCCAGACACAACUCCAGCUCUCUGCCAACACCCAGACACAACGCCAGCUCUCUGCCAACACCC
Messenger RNA from Trichomonas vaginalis G3, 1311 nucleotides. Its product is annotated as LP04239P family. The transcript has a single exon. The annotation marks the transcript as partial. The record is from RefSeq and is a predicted model, not a curated record. NCBI's taxonomy places the organism in Eukaryota, Parabasalia, Trichomonadida, Trichomonadidae.